Messenger RNA from Emericellopsis atlantica, 2121 nucleotides. RefSeq lists its product as uncharacterized. Lineage: Eukaryota; Fungi; Ascomycota; Sordariomycetes; Hypocreales; Bionectriaceae. The record is from RefSeq and is a predicted model, not a curated record. Bases 328 to 1899 code for a protein of 523 amino acids. The transcript has 3 exons.
UCUAGGCCCCUAGCCUUUAAUAGCAGGCCCCUGCCCCCUUUCAGCGACCCGGACCCAGACAGCCCAGCGCGAUCCCGAGCCACCAUCCAUCGUGACAUCUCUAACCCUCAGCAUCCUGAACCUACCACCGACGUGAACGCUUGAGCAAACGAAGAGACGAUCACUCGGUGUAGGCAGCUCGUCGCCGAAGAAUGUCGAAUCAUUGACCGCCAUCGUCCUUGGCUUUCCGUCGCUAUCGCGCUCACUUACGCUCGUUACCCUCGUGUACCACUUGCUUGGCCUCUGCAUUUUUUCCACCGGGUGUUUCCCACGUACAUACCACAUAUCAUGCUGCCUACUUGUGGCACCAGGCGGCAGAGCCUCAUCGUCCUCGCCGUGUUUGCCAUUCUGCUCUGCUCUCUGUUCUACAAUCACAAUGACCUGCGCGUACCGCGACUGCUCGUCGACUCGAGAUUCGUUCCGAAACCACAUCAGCGGCUUCCUCUGCUACCGGUAGCAAAGGAGGACCUUCAGAAAGUGCACGUCCUGCUUCCCGCGCCCAGUCGCGACGUGAGCACAUGCAAGACCAUACUCUCAGCAACGGUCAUGGGGUAUCCGAUACCCCAUAUCCUCGGCCAUGGCGAGGGCGAACAUGACGAGACACUCAUCGGUGGUGGCCGCCACCUGUCCAAGAUCGAAAAGACACUCGAGUGGCUCUCCUCGCAACCCCCCGAGCACGCCUCCGACACGGUCGUCAUCGUCGAUGCCUACGGCGCAUUCAACCACCACCCGUCGAAUCCAACCGCGCACGCCACAGGCGAGGCCUGGUUCCAGCUCCCCCUCGACGUGCUCCUCAAGCGCUACCGCGGCAACCUCGAAUCGUCCAACCGCCGGCUCGCGGAACGCAUGGGCGUCGCCUUUGAGAAGGAGAACGACAUCCGACAGCGCGUCGUCUUUGGCGCCGACAAGAUGUGCACCCCGGCCGACCCCGCCAGCGUCGCCUGCUACCCCAUCCCCGAGAGUCCCCUGCCCAAGGAGAUCUACGGCCCGUGGACGGAGGACAUGCGCCUCAACCACACGGCGCACCUGAACCGCUACCUGAGCGCCAACUUCAUCGUCGGCUCCGUCGAGGACAUGACCCGCGUCUUUACCCGCGCGAGCCAAAAGAUCGACCUGGCGCGCAACAGCACCAACGGCGCCUACGCCAUCAGCGGCAGCGACCAGGCCGUCUUCCAGCACAUGUUUGGCGAGCAAGAGUACCGACGCGAAGCCCUCCGCCGUCGCCACCACGGCGGACCCGCCGACCUCUCCGUCGUCGAGGGCGCCCUCGUCCACAACCCCCUGAACCCGAACUUCCCGCACGAGAUCCCGGACACGAUCAGCAGCCUCCCCGACCUCGGCAUCGCGGUCGACUACUGGGCCGACCUGGCCACGCAGACCGAUCUCCACGAGGACGACGGUCGCUGGCUGACGUACGCGCACGACAUCCCCCCGCAGCUCAUCGGACGACGACCAGGUAUCUGCGUACCCCAGGUCGACGGCGCGCUGCCCCUGGACCUACUCAACAGCACGACCCGUCUUCCGCGCGCCAUCGUCUCGGACGCCGCGCUCUGGAGUCCCGCGCGCGGCUGGGACGAGAUGCCGCUGUACUCGAACCUCUGCCUCGACACCAUCCCCGUGGUCGUGAACCACAAUGGUCCGCAGGAGAACCGCCACCGCGACUGGCCCGAGAUGUGGAUGCAGCCGCACGCUCGUCGCAUUCUCGACGGUCUCAUGAAGAAGACCGAGGAGGAAGGGCGCUACGAGAUUGCCGGGGGCGCGUACAUUGAUUGGGAGUACACCGGCUGGGAGCAGCUCUGUCCCGCUGGGUUCGAGGCGGAGCUGUAUCGAGAGACGGCGUUCUUGGGGGAGCAGUCGUGAAGGGGGAGGGUCAAAAAGAAAAAAUGAUGGGUUCACAUUGCGGUGGCGUUUAUUUUCUCUCCGUGUUGGCGAGAUGCUUGGAGCGGGUCAUUUGGGUUCUAAUAUGUAUGUAAUGAUGUAUGUGUAUGUAUCACCGGGUAUAUAUAUCUGUGAGCAAUCAAGCCUGUCGUACAGGGGGGUAUCGUGUGUUAUCAUCUCGCAUCCCAAUCGUACAGCCCAGUC